Molecule: messenger RNA, 1107 nt
Organism: Penicillium salamii
Lineage: Eukaryota; Fungi; Ascomycota; Eurotiomycetes; Eurotiales; Aspergillaceae
Source: the annotation of a GenBank genome assembly
AUGGCCGCAGAGUCCUCUACAAGCGCUUCUCGCAAUGCCGCAAAGGCUAGCACUGCUGGUGCCCCAGCCAACUAUGAGCUCCCCUGGGUCGAGAAAUACCGCCCCAUCUUCCUCGAUGACAUUGUGGGCAACACGGAGACAGUGGAACGCUUAAAGAUCAUCGCAAAGGAUGGCAAUAUGCCCCAUGUGAUCAUUUCCGGAAUGCCCGGUAUUGGAAAGACAACCUCCGUGCUGUGUCUAGCACGCCAGAUGUUGGGGGAUUCAUACAAGGAGGCCGUGCUGGAACUGAACGCCAGUGAUGAGAGAGGUAUCGAUGUGGUGCGCAAUCGCAUCAAGGGCUUUGCCCAGAAGAAGGUGACCUUGCCACAAGGUCGGCAUAAGCUGGUGAUUCUCGAUGAAGCGGACAGUAUGACCGGUGGUGCCCAACAAGCUCUACGACGUACUAUGGAAAUUUAUUCCUCCACCACCCGAUUCGCCUUUGCCUGCAACCAGUCCAAUAAGAUCAUUGAACCUUUGCAGUCCCGUUGUGCAAUUCUUCGAUAUGCCCGGUUGACCGACGCCCAAGUCGUCAAACGGUUGAUGCAAAUCUGUGAGGCGGAAAAGGUCCAGCACUCGGAGGAUGGUAUUGCUGCUCUGGUCUUCAGUGCCGAGGGUGAUAUGCGUCAGGCGAUCAAUAACUUGCAGAGUACCGCCUCCGGCUUCGGCUUUGUCAGUGGAGAUAAUGUGUUCCGAGUCGUGGAUAGCCCACACCCAGUCAAGGUCCAGGCCAUGAUCAAGGCCUGUUGGGAAGGCAAAGUGGAUUCCGCUCUGGAGGGGUUGAACGAACUAUGGUGGGUUGAACUCCUUUUAGCAUUAUCAACAGCUCUAACCGUCUUCAUCUACAGGACCCUGGGAUACUCCUCUCACGACAUCAUCAGUACUAUGUUCCGAGUGACCAAGACCAUUCCCACCUUGUCCGAGCACUCCAAACUCGAGUUCAUCCGGGAGAUUGGCUUUACCCAUAUGCGCAUCCUGGACGGAGUGCAAUCUCUCCUCCAACUCAGCGGCUGUGUGGCGAAGCUAUGCAGGAUCAAUAUGAAGCCCGAGCUCUUUGAAGCCAAGGCUUAA